Molecule: messenger RNA, 951 nt
Organism: Mizuhopecten yessoensis (Yesso scallop)
Lineage: Eukaryota; Metazoa; Mollusca; Bivalvia; Pectinida; Pectinidae
Product: coiled-coil and C2 domain-containing protein 1-like
Exons: 7
Coding region: 100-951 (283 amino acids)
Biological process (GO): regulation of transcription by RNA polymerase II
Cellular component (GO): nucleus
Molecular function (GO): DNA-binding transcription repressor activity, RNA polymerase II-specific; RNA polymerase II cis-regulatory region sequence-specific DNA binding
Source: RefSeq, a predicted model, not a curated record
CAGAUGAUAUCCUCCGAUGCAGAAUGCGGAAGCCGUGAUGAAAACGAAUACGAAGUUAAUGACGAUUCAAACUUGUAACUGAAUUUCCAUUGUCCAAAUAUGUUUGGUAGAAAGAAAGAAGCAGUUGAUCCUCCUAAAAGGAAAGGAGCCGAUUUAAUGAACCAGCUUGGAUUUGCUGGCAAUAUGGGUGGGCAUGGAAUGGAUGAUGACGAUGAUGCAGCAUUAGAAGCAGAGUUACUUGCCCUUCAAGGCGAGGGGCCACCUAAGCCUAGGACAAAAGACAAGAAAGGCAAAGAUCUUGUGAGUCUACAAGAUAUUGGUAAGAUGGCUGAUGACUGUAUGAAGGAUAUCAAUAGUGAGGAAGAGAUGUCUGAUACAGAAGAUCCCGAUUUAUUGGCAGAGCUUCAAGAUCUUGAGGCUGAGGAUGAUGAUGACGAUGAACAAGAAACCCCUUCUUCACAGAGUGCAUCUGUGCCACAGCAGAGCGUCGACAUGCUUUCUGUAGUUCAGGAACGUCUGUCCCUGUACCAACAGGCACAGCAGGCUGCCAAGGAGGCAGGCGACAGCUCCAAACAGAGACGCCUGGAAAGGGGCAUUAAGACAUUACAGGACCUUAACAAGAAAGUGAAAGCUGGUAGGGCCAUAUCUGAGGAUGACAUCCCCCCACCUGUUACUGUGUCAUCCAACGCCCCUCGUCCUCCACCUGCUGCAAGCCAAGCUCCUGUGUUUGAGCCAACACUACCACAAAGAGAGCCUUCCCCCAAACCUGCACCAGUCCAAGAGAGGGCUCCCGUUGUACCUGAAACCCAAACUACUGCGCAAUCCUCUCCGGAACAAACGAUAUUAGUGACACGCCAACAGCAGUACAAGCAGGCAGCAUUACACGCAAAAAAUAGUGGGGACAUGACGAAUGCAGCCAAAUAUAUUAAGAUCGCAAAGGUAUGUACAUAA